Salvelinus namaycush (lake trout) is the source of this 571-nucleotide messenger RNA. RefSeq names its product pregnancy zone protein-like. Lineage: Eukaryota; Metazoa; Chordata; Actinopteri; Salmoniformes; Salmonidae. Bases 62 to 364 code for a protein of 100 amino acids. The record is from RefSeq and is a predicted model, not a curated record. Gene Ontology annotation, cellular component: extracellular region. The transcript is spliced from 5 exons.
UCCAUCCUUCAUCUGACUCUGUGUGACUGACAGGUACAAUGGUCGGCGAGAGGAGACCAACAUGGUGAUCAUCAAUGUCAAGCUUCUCUCCGGCUUCGUCCUGGACAAAUCCUCCCUCGGGCCUUUGAAAAAUGACCCCACUGUCAAACGUGUUGACCUGGAGGAAGGACAUGUCAUCAUCUACCUAGAUGGGCUCAAGCAGAAGGAAACGAAGACGUACAGCCUGGCCAUAGAGGAGGAUGUGCCUGUGAGGAAUCUGAAACCAGCUGUGGUGAAAGUGUAUGACUACUACCAGACAAGUGAUGAAGCUGUGAGUGAAUACAGCUCCCCGUGUGCAGAGAGUGACGAAGUCAAUGAAGUGUGACAGACACUGGACCUGGACCCGACCAAGUGCUUUCAUGUGUAGGAAGUCAUGUGUUUUUUUUAGGCAGAGCUCAUAGAACCUCUCCAUUUAUUUGGUUUGAUGCUUGUAGUUCCUGGUAACACAUUGACUAACUCGUGAUCUGUUUUUAAUAUUGUAAGUGAACAAAAACAUUUUAAUACAUGGUCAUAGAUGGGCCGUAGGAUUUGA